Molecule: messenger RNA, 1663 nt
Organism: Apodemus sylvaticus (European woodmouse)
Lineage: Eukaryota; Metazoa; Chordata; Mammalia; Rodentia; Muridae
Gene: Znf444
Product: zinc finger protein 444
Exons: 4
Coding region: 236-1237 (333 amino acids)
Biological process (GO): regulation of transcription by RNA polymerase II
Molecular function (GO): RNA polymerase II cis-regulatory region sequence-specific DNA binding; DNA-binding transcription factor activity, RNA polymerase II-specific
Source: RefSeq, a predicted model, not a curated record
UUGUCGAGGGGUGGGAUUCCUUCUCGGUUAGUCUAUUGAUUUUUGUCACUGUUCUGCCUUGUUUAGGCAGCUGUAUGGUUGCGGUAUCGUGGGCUGUAGGUUCCCUGUUAUUUCUCGGAGAUGUAACCUCACCCUACACACACUUCCUGGACCUCUGGAUCUUGCAGUCUUUGUGCCGCUUCUGCAGUGUUCCCUGAGCCUUGUGUGUGCUGGUAACUCAAACCUGGGCGGUGCCAUGGAGGCCCCGGCGCCCCAGCCAGUGAAGCAGGAGAACCUGGCCGUGGAGGCUCUGACGCUUGACUCCCCGUGGCACCGCUUCCGCCACUUCCACCUGGGCGAUGCAGCGGGGCCACGCGAGGCCCUGGGGCUGCUCCGUGCCCUGUGCCGGGACUGGCUGCAGCCGGAAGUGCACACGAAGGAGCAGAUGCUGGAGUUGCUGGUGCUGGAGCAAUUCCUGAGCGCCCUCCCUGCAGACACCCAGGCGUGGGUAUGCAGCCGCCGGCCCCAGAGCGGAGAAGAGGCUGUGGCGCUGCUGGAGGAGCUCUGGGGCCCGGCAGCCUCCCCAGAGCGCUCGUCAGCAAUGAGGGCACCUCGGGAUCUGACAGAAGGCCCGGGGCUCAGUGUUGGAAAGGAAGAAAGUGGGGUAAUUCCCUUAGGAACCGAUGCCGCCUCCGGGACAGAGGUGCCUGCCACAGGGAACGGCGAGGCCACGCGCCCGUACAAGCAGGAGCCGGGCAGCCCUCCGCCAGCUCCGCUGGUACCCGUCCUCCCUGCCUUCCUGGUGGCCCCAGGCACCGUGUCGUGCCCGGAAUGCGGCAAGUCUCCCCUGAAGCCAGCGCAUCUGCUGCGCCACCGGCAGAGCCACUCAGCGGAGAAGCCGCACGCAUGCCCGGAGUGUGGCAAGGCUUUCCGGCGCAAGGAGCACCUGCGGCGCCACCGCGGCACGCACCCUGGCAGCCCGGGGCCCGCGCUGCGCCCCCUGCCUGCGCGCGAGAAGCCGCAUGCGUGCUGCGAGUGUGGCAAGACCUUCUACUGGCGCGAGCACCUGGUGCGCCACCGCAAGACGCACUCUGGCGCGCGGCCUUUCGCCUGCUGGGAGUGUGGCAAGGGCUUUGGGAGGCGUGAGCAUGUGCUCCGCCACCAGCGCAUCCAUGGCCGGGCGGCUGCCGUAGCGCAAGGGACUUCUGCACCGGGGCCAGAGGGUGGCGGCGCCUUUCCGCCCUGGGCUCUGGGGUAGCUGCGGUUCUAAUCACCUGCUGCAGGGCGUCAUCCCCUUAAGAGUCCUCCCAACUUCUUCCCUUUCUAGCCCCGUAUCCGCUCCUUCCUCCCCUCUGGAAUUCUCAGCUUGCACCCGCCCCUGUGAAAUACCCUUCUCUCCCUCCCUCAUUCCGUCCUCUUUUUCAUGGAGAAGAGACUUGUCCCAGGACAUCCUUCACAUGGGAAAAGGGGCUCAGGGGAGGAGCAGAGCCCCCACCCCUCCCAAGGAAGGUGAUCUUGACUUCGAACCCCAGAAGAGAGUUGGGGCCAACGGAGAGAGGAGGCCCAGACCCGGAUCUGGUUCUCUCCAUGGCCCAAAGGAACGAGGUGGGGAGAGGUACCGAGAGCUUGUCCCAGACGGCAGGUCACCAGCAUCUGAGAGAGUAAUAAAGUGACUGACUCAGUG